Nicotiana tabacum (common tobacco) is the source of this 1050-nucleotide messenger RNA. RefSeq lists its product as uncharacterized. The record is from RefSeq and is a predicted model, not a curated record. NCBI's taxonomy places the organism in Eukaryota, Viridiplantae, Streptophyta, Magnoliopsida, Solanales, Solanaceae. Gene Ontology annotation, molecular function: zinc ion binding.
AUGUUGUCAGAACAUGGUGUGAACUUAACAUACAAGCAAGCUUGGAGAGCAAAGGAAAAGGCUUUGGAAUUUUUGAGAGGUCAACCUACUGAUUCUUACAGUCGCUUGCUGAGUUAUUUGUAUAUUCUGGAGAAGACUUAUCCGGGGUCGGUAGUAAAAUUACAGAAGACUAAAGAUGGCUAUUUCUUGUAUGCAUUUGUUGCUCUUAGUACGUCCAUCAAGGGUUGGGAGCAUUGUAGGCCAGUUGUAGUAGUCGAUGGAACAUUCUUGAAAUCGGCAUAUAUGGGAAUCAUGCUAAAAACUAGCACAAUAGAUGCAACAGGUAGCAUAUUACCACUAGCAUACGCCAUUGUUGAUUCAGAAAAUGACGCAUCAUGGAGGUGGUUUUUUGAGCAAUUCAAACAUGCAUAUGGUGAAAAACCAAAUAUGUUGUUAUUUCGGACCGGAAUGAGAUUCAUGAAAGGUCAUCUAAAGUUAAGCGAAUUGUACUUUGCCACCGCACAAUCAUACACGCUUGAUGAAUUUAAUGAAAGAAUAUCAAAGAUUGCUGAGAUCGACACACCUGUUAAAGCAUACCUAUACGAUAUUGGCUAUCACAGAUGGUCUCGGGUACAUGCUACGAUGAACAAAACAUGGACGAUGCCAUCAAACAUUGUAGAGUCCUUGAAUGCAGUAACCAAAGAUGCAAGAGAGCUGCCCGUAGUUGAACUAUUAGAGUACAUGAGGACUCUUCUUGAACGUUGGACUAAUGAAAAGUUAUUGAAUACAAAUGGUACGUUCACUUACCUUGGGAGAAAAUACAACAAAGAGUCGGAGGACAACAAGACAUUAUCGCAGAAGAUGAGAGUGAGGGCUUCAACAAAUUACAUCCAUACUGUGAUAGAUGAUGUGAAACGCUUCAUUAUUUGCCUUGAAAACAAGAGAUGUAGUUGUGGACAAUUCCAUCUUGAUGAACUUCCUUGUCCACAUGCUUUGGCAGCUUUGAGGCAUAGGAAAGAGUCUUAUAAAAACUAUUGUUCUCUUUAUUAUACGAGGGAGAGCCUUCUGUAG